AUGAUCGCGUUGGUUUGUGUGGUUGCGACUGCUCUAGCCUGUUGCGGUUCGCAUGUCGAAGCAGGACCUAUAAGUCAAACAUAUUCGUUGCUUUCCAGGCAAGACAGACCUGUUGAUAUGGCUAAACCGAAUAACAAUUCAGCAAAACUGUGGCUUACACGCCAGAAAGUUUAUCUCGUGUAUCGUUCUGAAAAAAAUGAUAUUGAAUUUGGAGGAGAAGCACAGUGUGUUCAAUUGAAAGCCUCUGACUUUGAGCUACCGAAGAAGAGGUUCCAGUAUAACACAUCCGUUGAGAAACUGAAGGUCUCGAGUAUACUCCGUUACCGAAAUAACCAAACAGGUCAAAUGGAAGCAUUUAAUGUCACGAUCACCACGAAGAAAUCUAACGAAAGUCUCAGAUACGAUGACAUGUUUUCAAUCGAAAAAGAGACUUGUACAGAUUAUAUAUCUACGGAUUAUGAGCUGCUUUUUACUGACUAUGAAACGUGUUUCACCAUAAGGAAACCUUGUGGUGAUGUGUACAUGGUGUGGAUGAUUGAUAGGCGUGAUAUUACAGAUAUAAAGCCACAGUGCGAAACCGCCUACCAAGGCCCUGUCGAUGAGCAUGGCUGCAACGUGGAGAAACCCAAAUAUUAUGCAUACGAUGAGACGAUAUGCAGUUAA
Ixodes scapularis (black-legged tick) is the source of this 663-nucleotide messenger RNA. RefSeq lists its product as uncharacterized. Bases 1 to 663 code for a protein of 220 amino acids. The transcript has 5 exons. Lineage: Eukaryota; Metazoa; Arthropoda; Arachnida; Ixodida; Ixodidae. Gene Ontology annotation, biological process: symbiont-mediated perturbation of host defenses. The record is from RefSeq and is a predicted model, not a curated record. Gene Ontology annotation, molecular function: amine binding.